This is a messenger RNA of Malaclemys terrapin pileata, 4985 nucleotides long. It is a transcript of the gene ZFTRAF1, whose product is annotated as zinc finger TRAF-type containing 1. NCBI's taxonomy places the organism in Eukaryota, Metazoa, Chordata, Testudines, Emydidae. The transcript has 4 exons. Gene Ontology annotation, cellular component: nucleus. Bases 60 to 1214 code for a protein of 384 amino acids. The record is from RefSeq and is a predicted model, not a curated record. Gene Ontology annotation, molecular function: zinc ion binding.
GCGGGGUGAAGCGUCGGCGGCGCAGUCUGGGCCGGCAGCAGCGCGGGGCGGGCGGCGCCAUGUCCGGGGCGGAGGAGCGGGAGCCCGGCGGUGGGGGCCCGGCCGCCUCCUCCUCCGCGGCGGCCUCCUCCUCCGCGGGGCUCGGGGAGGCGGCGGGGCCGGCGGCGGCGGGGCCCGAGGAGCCGGGGCUGCUGCUCGGCGGGGCCCGGCCGCACGCGGAGCCCGCCGCCGACCCGGACGCGCCGCCCAAGAAGCGGCUGAAGGUGGCGGGGGCGGGCGGGGCCGAGGGCAGCGUGAAGCUGGAGGAGCGGCUGUACUCGGUGCUGUGCUGCACGGUGUGCCUGGACCUGCCCAAGGCCUCGGUCUACCAGUGUACUAAUGGUCACUUGAUGUGCGCUGGCUGUUUUAUCCACCUCCUAGCAGAUGCCCGGCUGAAGGAGGAGCAGGCUACGUGCCCCAAUUGCCGUUGUGAGAUCAGUAAGAGCCUAUGCUGCCGAAACCUGGCUGUGGAAAAAGCAGUGAGUGAGCUGCCAUCCGAGUGUGGCUUCUGCAUGCGGCAAUUUCCUCGCUCUCUGCUGGAGAGACACCAGAAAGAGGAGUGCCAGGACAGGGUGACUCAGUGCAGAUACAAGCGGAUCGGGUGCCCGUGGCAGGGUCCAUACCAUGAGCUGACAGUUCAUGAAGCGGAGUGCACUCACCCCACAAAGACUGGGAAUGAACUGAUGGAGAUUCUGGAUGAAAUGGACCAAACCCAUAAAAAAGAAAUGCAGCUGUAUAACAGUAUCUUCAGCCUGCUCAGCUUUGAGAAGAUUGGCUAUACAGAAGUUCAGUUCCGUCCCUAUCGAACCGAUGACUUCAUCACCCGCCUGUACUACGAGACGCCCAGGUUCACCGUGCUCAACCAGACCUGGGUGUUAAAGGCCCGCGUCAAUGACUCCGAACGCAACCCCAACCUGUCCUGCAAGCGCACCCUCUCCUUCCAGCUCAUUCUGAAAAGCAAGAUCAGCUCCCCCAUGGAGUGUUCCUUCCUGCUCCUGAAGGGGCCCUACGACGACGUGAAAAUCAACCCUGUGAUCUAUCACUUCGUCUUCACCAAUGAGAACAAUGAGACGGAGUACGUGCCGCUCCCCAUCAUCGACUCUGUGGAAUGUAACAAACUGCUGGCUGCCAAGAACAUCAACUUGCGGCUUUUUAUAUUCCAGAUACAGAAAUAGGCAAGGCUGAGUUAUGCUGGAAGUUACCAAGAAAGCACCACUGAACCAUAGUUACCUCGUGCGGCUGCCUGUGCCCGUUGUGAUUUCACAGUAAUUUGAUCAUUUUAAAAGGAAAAAACCAACCAAACGUCUGCAUGUGUAUGCAACAGCGUAAGCAGUCACAGCCUUCCCUUCCCUUCCCUUCCUUCCCCCAUCUUCCCCAGGGACAGACAAGAAUGGAGCCAGGUCCGUGCCGAGGACUGGCACAUGGGGGUGACAGCUGGGAAGCUUGCAGGUGCUGGCAGCAUACCGAGAGCUCUUUGGCAGGCUGUGGUGAGGGCACAGCGAUCCAAGCAGUUCAGUAUAUUGUGAAUAGACGGAGUUAUGUUGUCAUGGUAAAGUGCACAGUCUACAUGUGGCAGUUGGGGGGGCUGUAAGGGAGGCCCCUCCUUUCAGGCAGCAUGUGGCUUGAAUGAACUGGAUACAUUUCAGUUUCCUGUUUUGGUUUUGGGGUGGGGCGCACAGAGACAAGUGUAGCUGCGAUCGAGGGCUUGGGAGAGCCUAGUUCAUUAUUACUUGUGCAGUCUGGUCCUCUGUCUAUUUUAUCAGUAGAAUAAAACAAAUGGGGACCCCUCCCCCCUGAAAACACUAAUGAGGUGUUUGGGGGCGUUUGUGGAACUUGUGCGGGCUGGGCUGACGUUCCACUCUUCUAUGGGACAAGGAUAGAGGUGGGGAGAAAUGAUGGCGCUGUAGUGCAUUACAUAUGAAAGCGUUCCAAAGAACCAGACUCCCCACGUGUGUAUAGUGUGUGUAAACUAACCCUUCGUUCCAUGUUCCUUUCGUCCCAACCUUUUGGUCCAGUGGCGUUAACCAUUGCAAUGGUUUGUAAAUGGAAGUUUAAGAUGCAGGGCGAGGAUUAUGAAAAGCGGACACGCUGAGCAUUGCACGAUCUCUCACGGGGUUGUGACGUGACCCUCCUGGACUGAGAGGGCUUUCCUGGUAAUUCCCAAGCGAAGAUGGUCUUGUUCUCAACUACCUUAGAAGUGGUUAUUGGAGCAUUUUUGUCAGGACUGUGCUAAUGGCGAAUGGAUCCGAACGGUUCAUUGUCCCCUCUCCUGCCUUCCCCCACAAACACCACCCUGGAAUGCUGCAAACAAAAUACUGUAUCUCUAGUUCAUUUUGUAUUGCACAUCAUGAAGAAACAACCCCAAGGUCAUUUCUACAGUUCCAUGCUUCCUCCAGCCCUGCAAUAUAGCACAGGUUGAGAUUUUAUCUAGACAAGAUGAGGACUUAUGUAGAAACCAAACCUAAAUUCUUGCAGACUUUUCGGAAUGCAGGGUGAAAUUCUGUCCCUUUGCAGUUUUGCCAAAACUUGAGUUUCUUGUGAAACAAGAAAAAAGAAACGAGUUGCAGGCUCUUCUAGUAAUUAUGCAAUUUUACAGUGUGAGAAUAUUUUUUAUAUAUGAAAUAUAUACAGCAUGUUUAUGGACAGGGAUAGUGCAGCCAGUCACCAAAUUGUGAAGAGAUCUACAGGGAUGUUUCACGUGACACUAUUUUUAAGAAAUGUAAAUGGGGGGUAUUACUGGUGGUGCAGGAAAACUCUAUCACAAGCUCAUUAAUGCCGUGUGUUCAAGACCAGCCCCCCAGUGAAUAUGCCCAUUGAAGUCAGGCCAUCUCAUUUUAUUGUGGACUAACUGGAUUGGGUAUGGUGUAAAUCGUGAGAACCUCUCGCAGAUGCUGCCUACAGUGAAGCUAUUACUGUUUUACGUUCAGUAAUUAAGCUUUUUCUGCCGGGCUUUUCAUUCCGAAUCAUGUCAGCUUUCCAGCCUAGCUUUCUCACCUCCCACUGGCCCUUCGAAAGGCAGUGGCCAAUGGGAGUUCGAGCCCUUUGAUUGGUAACUUGAUGAGUCUUUCUGCUGAGCCCCGUGGAAUAGGAGAAUGUUUAUAGCAUGAAGCCUAGUCAAUAGUCUUAAUAGUGUCUUGAAAUCUUAGUGAUGUCUUUUAAAGAGGCCUAGAGUUUCAUAGAAUGAAGGGUAUUACUGCCAGGUUAAAAGAUGUGUGUUCAAAAUGCUCAGUUGGAAUGGAUGUGAGAUUUACAAAGGAAAAUAACUUUCCAUUAGCUGCUGCUGUAACUGUCUAGUGUGGAGGUUGGAGUCUGAGCUAGUGCCACAGGUGUAGCCCCUUCCUUCACGUCUCCCCUCCCUCACCUUGAGAGCAGAAUCUCCGCUCCUAGAGCCCCAGGUGUGCGAAAUGUCUAACACUGAUUGCUAGAAUUGUAAGCUGUCAUUUUACGUAGGCUUCUCCGUAGCAUCAGAGGAAUACCAUCUAUUGUAGCUUUCUUUUGAUUAAAUACCAAAGAGCCAUUUCCCCGUUAGCCCCGUUACUCUUCGUUAUUGUCACAUGCUACGUGUUAGACUGACAGAGUAAAUAGCAUGCAACAGGCCAGUCUGUAUUUGGUGGCGGUUUUGAGUGUCUAAGAAUGACCCCAACACUACAGUGCCUGUAGAGCAGGACAGACCACCUUGUAAAACUUCAGAGGAACUGGGUUUUUAUGAUGAAUGUAAGUUUUUUUCAAAAUGGACAGUCUCAGGGUUGCCUGUCUUCUGUUUAGCAACACUGAAGGGAUCACCAAAGGCUGACUCCAUUUAGGGCUGUUUCCUGAGAUCUAGUCACUUACAGGAUAGGUUGGAAGCCAGUUCAGGAAAGAUGGUGCCCUCAGGAGGAGCCAUUAAGAACAAGUUGGCCAAGAUCAGAGUCCCUUGCUUGGAAAAGUCUAGAGUGGAGUCAAACACCAGGGGCAGACUGAGACUUCCCCCUGGUUAUGGUAAGGGAACUUGCAUUGCAGUUGUCUUCCCAUUGUCCCAGCCUGCAGUUGUUCAGUCUGUAGCACGGUUUGUUCCUUGGUGUCAAAUGCACAAAGGCUUGUCAAGGAAACAAAAAUUCCCCUGACCGGGGGCUGUUGUAUGGUAGCUCACUGGCUCAGACAGUGCCACACGAAUAGAGCUUGUUUUUUUACGAGGAGCAAGAACUCCAGUGCAAUCUGGUACAGGCCACUACUUCCUUCUGUGAGUAGCAAUAGCUCUUUCAACCUGUCCUUGUUAACACUUACUGUUUUGAACAGGACUAGAUACCCACCGGAUUAUUGAUCCUACUGGAGUAUCGGGGAUUCCAAUGUUCUGCAGACCCUCCAUGAGAAUAACAUAGGGUGGCCAGAUGUGGGUAACAUGUCAGCAUGACAGAGCAUGUCCUGUUGGAUUACAUGGACACUUAGACCUCUGCUCACUUUAUGCAGAGUACGCCGACACUGUGGCAGGUAUCUUCAGAGUAGUAUCGUUGGAAUGACCAAAAGUGAUCUAGAAGUGUCUUGGCUAUAACCUUUGGGAAGUGAAGACUUCCAGCCCUGGCAUUUGUGAAACUUAGACUUGUCUUCUUCUAAGGCUCUAAGAGGCUCACACUUGAGUGAAGAGUUGAGUCACGUUGAGGAAGGAUUUGCCUGUCCUAGUGCAUCUAUCUGGAAGGAGUUGCUACGUUAAGUCCUGUAAUAGAGUAUGAGAAUUUAGUUAAAGCCACCAUGCAAGCUAAUCAGUGCCCAAGGUAGGUAUAUUUCUCUUUUCCCACUGUUGCAUAGGCAGGAGGGUGAGUAUUUUCUAGAGUCAUUAAAGAUCACCUUAGGAAUGUUCUGCAGCAUCUGACACUUUCCAUUUAGUAGAGACUAGAAGGCAUUGAUCACUCUAUAACCAGUACCACUGGUGUGCUAAUACGCCUGGUAUGUUCAUGUGCUUUCUACUGAGG